AGGAUGGGUGGGGGUUGGAACCAUAGAUUGUCUGCCUGGGUCAGCACACACACACAUAUAAAGAGUCACACAGAAAAGAAAUAAUAUGAAUCAAUCCACUGCAUAUGUUUUAAGUAUAAUCAUGAGUUGUGAUGUGUUUUAAUGAAUCAUAGGAUUAAGAAACAAUGCUACAUAAUUAAAAGCAUUAGAUGAUUGAGUGUUUUCUUUUUACUAAAAGAAUGUUAAGAAUGUUGGUAUGUUGUCCGGCCACAAGAAACUGUUUCUAGGAGACCACUCCCCAAAAGAAACUGUCCCUGGAGAACAUUCCUCAGGACUGGCGACUGACCACAGGAUAUACGUUUUGAGAUGUUAUUUUGCAGGAACUAAGAAAAAGGACUUCACGGUGAUUGGUGGAAAGGGAGCAGCACUCCUUAAAAGGCAGAGGAGGAGUCAGAAGAUGCGAGCGACGUCACAUACUUAAUAAAUAUGGGUGUUUUUGAAUAAUUUGGGUUGUUGGCUUGUGGUGGAGAGAGGAGAUCGUCUGACAACCCAAAGCUUUGUUACCUUUUACAUCUGAUAAUAAAACUUCUGCUUAAUUUUGGAGAAACGUCUCUUGCAAAUUUUUGAACAUGCAGGACUGCCUUAAAAGUCUAACAAUUGGUGACCCGUGACGUGAUUUGACGAGAGAUAGUGCUAAUUGUGUGCCUUUUGGCGAGAGAGAUCAGAACGGACUCAGGUUCAACACACAGGUCGCGACCAACAUAAAAGAAAGGUAAGCAGAAGCCUGUUUAAUCAAAAUUCUGCUAUUGAACAUACCUAAAUUGUUGUGUUGAAUUUGAUGAACAUUCUGAGGAAGUUGAAAUAAAUAGAAAAAAGAAGUUUUUGAAAAAUCAGAUUUGAAAGAGUAAAAUAUUAAAUCGGGUGGUUAGAGUCCCCCGUAGAGAGGGUAAUAAAUCCCUUAGAGUCUGGGACUCAUAAGUUGCGUUGUGGUAUUCGCGUCUGGGACGAAAAAGGCCAGGGUAAUAAAAAUAUCCUUUGAGUCUGGGACUCAUAAACUGCGUUGUGGUAUUCGCGUCUGGGACAAAAAAGGCCAGGGUAAUAAAAAUAUCCUUUGAGUUUGGAACUCAUAAACUGCGUUGUGGUAUUCGCGUCUGGGACGAAAAAGGCCAGGGUGAAAUAAAUCCCUUUGAGUCUGGGAACUCAAAGGAAUAUUCCAAAAUUGUCUGUUAUAUGUUUGAAUGUUUUUAAAGCGAAUGCAAUUGUUGAUGUGAAAAUUAAUGUGAAUGCUGAUAAGGCAGCUAAAGGAAAAGACGUUGCGUCACAGAGACUCGUUGAGAAAUUGAGACGUUGCGUCAGAAAUUAAGUGGAAUUAAUUUGAAGUAAUAUAGUCAGACGGACUACCUUAUACUAUAAAUUCGGAAUAAAUAGACUGUAUAAUAUUGUGAACAGUAGAAUUGUGUGUAAAAUGGCUGAAUUUCAGAAAGAAUGUGAUGAAUACGGGUGUUCGCCAGUAACAGUGCAGUGGCAAAAUGUUACAAAUAUGCUUUUAGCACAGACAGAACCAAAAGAUAGAAAGCAAAGACAGAAAGAAAUAGACAAAUGCUGGGUAGCAUUAUGUGAUGAUUGUGGGUGGGAAAAUGCAGAAAAAGUGAUGAUUCCUAUAGCACCAACAAUCAGAGAAAUGGAAAAGAAAGCACAUAGUAAGUUACGGAGACAUAUUGAAGAAAAAGACAAAGUGAAGUGGUAUAACUCAGGGAAGCAUGGUAGCGAGGAAGAAAAUCUAAAGAAGAAACUUAGAGUGUGGACUAGGGUAGCGUUAACAACCACAGCACUCAGCUCACAGAAACCACAGAGUAGAGAGAGAAAACAGGAAGUGAACAGCUCAGCAGCCAGAGAGAGAAAUGAAGAGAAUACAGGAAGCACUCAGACUAUCCUCUGCUCCGCCCCCAGAAAAGCCCAACCCACUUCAUUAUACCCAACCCUAAGCCACCCCCCUUCAUACGAACUGCCCAAACAGCAGGUUGUAAUGACAGUUAAUGGAGGAGAAAUGGAUGUUGCAGUAGGAGAAAUGACUGGUGAAAUAGACAGGAUACGCAAGGAAUUUGAUGAAUUAAAAACUGCAGUGAACAAGGGUGUGGAAGACACAUUAGUAAAAGCACAACGAGUUAUGGAAGAAGUAGAGAGAACAAGACAUGAACAGGAAGAGUCUGAGAAGGGUGACAAUGAGAAUACUGAAGAAGACAUUAUAUUUGCAAAACCAAUAAAUACAUCUACCCCUAAUCCACAAGCAGGGACCGAUAUGCUAACAGGGCCAAUACCAGUUCAAUUUGCAGGGAAAAUGACACUGGGUGAGCCAAUAGCCCAUAGGUUAAGGAGCAGGAAACAGCCAGGGCACCCAGACCAUGAGGAAGAGAAGGAGGAAAGGGAACAUUACCUGAACUAUGACCCAAGUCGUCAACUACAGGUACCUCAAAUGCAAGCACCAUUAAUGCACAGACCAGGAGGGAAUUCACAGUACCAACCUUGGUCACACAGUGACAUGACAGCAAUAGCGAGUAAAUUGCCACCCAUUACCUCAGGAGGCAGCAGAUGGUUGAGUAAGCUGACAGCACUCAGCCAUGGCACUGACUUGGCUUUGGGUGACUUGAGAUGCCUGUUGGGUCAGAUACUGACAGCCUCACAAAUGCAAAAUUUAGAGCUCGAUGCAAAUACUAUGUAUGUUGCAAAUGAGAUACCAUUUACCAGAGUAAGUACUGUUGUAAGCCAAACUCUUCGUCGACUAUAUCCUGUGCCACCAACGGUGUACCAGAAUAUAAAAUUCCGCAUUAAGCCAGGUGAGACUGGAGCGGCUUAUUAUUUCCGUUGUGCUGCUGAGUGGGAACAAAUGGUGGAGGAAAACAGUUUAAACAACCCUGUGACACGAGACAUAUUUAGAGCAGCAGUAAUGACAGGAGCUCCAAAUGGAGUAAAACAAGCAAUGGAGAAUAACCCAGAUAUCCCAGUGGCAAGUAACGAGGUAUGGGAAAGACAUUUAGUGCAUCACACAGACAGAGCAGUGGAAAGAGCCAAUAAAGAGGAAGAGGAACUAGAAAGAGUUAAAACCCAGUUGUUAAAAUUGCAAUUAGAAAAAGCCAAAAGUGAAGGGACAACCAAAAAGGCCAAGCAAAUGCCACAACAUACUCCCAAUGCACCCCAACCCAUAGACCCAUAUCAAGGACCCCCUUACAGUGGUUCUCCUUUUGGAGGACCGACACACCACCAUCCAUAUAGCAACCCACAUUAUGCCCAAGGACCAAACCGUAGGCAGGGACCCCCCUGGAGAGGAAAUGGACGAGGGCAGCCGGAAAGAGGGAGGGGAGGGUUUGAGAGGGACCAGUGUUUUGAGUGUGGUGAGUAUGGACAUUGGGCGAGAAAUUGUCCACAAAAAUCAGCACAGAGUCAAGGCCAGAGUAACGGUCCACCUGCGGGGGGAUGGGGUCCCCGAAGAGGUGGCACCGGUGGUCGUGGCAGGGGACCACAAACCCCAUACAACCCGGGGCAACGCUUCCCGUCACCUUCCAACCUACAGGCGCCUGUGCACCCAACAUGGGGCCCGGAGGGUGGGGCGGAGGAAUGUUGAAGGGGCCCACAGAGAACCACCAUGAGAGGAAUGGCUGAACCUCUCAUGGAAAUAGUGGUAAGUGAUCAACCACUAAAGGCUCUGGUGGAUACCGGGGCCACAUACUCUACUGUAACAAAGGGCACGAUUGACAAUAGCGAUCUGACAAAUCGCACAGUAGGAGUAAUAGGGUUCUCUGGUGAGGUAGAAAAAUGGCCUAUGACAAAAUUGCUGAAAGUAAAAAUUGACAAACAGAUAUUGACACACUCAUUCCUGUACUCUUGUAAUGCUCCCAUCCCCCUUUUAGGCAGAGAUCUAUUAAUCAAAUUAGGAGCCAGCAUUUUAUGUUCACCCGAGGGAGUGAUAGUGAAAUUUCCAGAUGGUUCAGAAACAAAUUGUUCUCUUUCAGGUCACACCACAGACAGUCAGUGGAUGUUAACAUCGUGUGGUGAGUUAGAAGAUGCUGAUAUAUAUUGGGUUGAGCUAGAUUCCAGUGUAGCCCCUAAUAGUAUUGUAUCAAGGUAUAACGAACAUCGUCAGUGGAUCACAAACAUAGACAUUUUUCUGCCACCAAUAGACCCCUUACAUUGCACAUUGUUUUAUGACAGGGAUGACACCACACAAUACCAAGAUCUGUUCCAGGAAAUAGAGGACAGUAAAUGGGUGUUAAGGGGAUCCGGAUUCAUGAUAGGAAAAGAGGGAGUAGUGGCACCAAUUUUACUGACAGAAGAGCAGAUGAAAUGGUAUGAAAUGUCUGAUACAGCUGCACCACACGUCUCUGUAGCAUUACAUCCGAAACAUGAAGCUAGGGAGCUAGGCAACAUGACUAAGAGGCUGUUGGCAGCUAAUGAUUGGAAACCCACAGAAACUUGGGGUAUCCUGUAUUCCGAGACACAAAAAGCAUAUUGGGUGCAAGACCAAACAGAAGACACAGGGGUGUUGACACAUAAACAGAUCUCUAGAAGCCAUGGUAGGGAGCAGACAGACGCUGACGAAGCAGAAAAAAUGAUUGACACAUUGCCAGCUAAUCUAUGGUCUCAAGGACCAACAGAUGUAGGGUUUUGUAACAUCAAACCUGUUAGCUUUAAGUUAAACACCACCACACCUAUUUGGGUCCCUCAGUACCGCAACAAACCAGAAGCAGAAGAAGGUGUAGCCACCACUGUUUCUGGACUGAUUGACAAGGGAGUGAUAACCCCUUAUAGGUCUAAUUGGAACACACCAAUUUUUCCUGUGCCAAAACCAGGCACUAAUAAAUACAGAUUGGUACAUGAUUUACGAAACAUCAACUCCAUUGUAGCAACACCUACAAUGACAGUGCCAAACCCAUAUAUUGCGCUGUCCACAUUGACACCAGCGCACCAAUGGUUUACAUGCAUCGAUUUGGCAAACGCUUUCUUCUGUAUUCCAAUCGCAGAGGAUUGCAAAGCAUGUUUGGCUUUUACAUACAGGGGCUGGCAGUAUUCUUACAACAGACUACCACAAGGGUUUAUUUUGUCACCAGGAAUUUUUAAUCAUGUUUUAAAACAACAGCUACAGGACUGUAGCUUACCUGAGAACUGUGUCAUGAUCAUGUAUGUUGAUGACCUACUCUUGGCAGCCAGAACUGAAAAGGCGUGCUUGGAGGCUACCAGAGUUGUGUUGCUUCAGUUGCACAAGUCUGGUUUCAAGAUAAGCAAGGACAAACUGCAGGUGUGCAGACCUUGUGUUACAUUUUUAGGUCGACUGAUCACGGCACAGGGAUCAACUUUGACAGGGACACAAAGACAGGGUAUACUCAGCCAUCCUAAGCCAACCACAGUGAAAGACAUGUUGUCAUUUUUAGGCCUCACAGGAUUCAGUAGGCACUAUAUUCCUAUGUAUGUUUCACUGACCAAACCACUCAGACAGUUGAUCAAAGAGCAUGGCAUGAAAAAUCUGAAAGCAGAACUUCAGUGGACACAAGAGGCUGAACGGACGUUCAUUGACCUCAAGACACAGCUAGCUCAUGCUGUGCACCUGAACUGUGCCAACUAUGAGUUACCUUUCUUCCUGGAUGCCUCAGAAUCUGGCUCCAGCGCACAUGGUGUCCUGUUUCAGAAAGACCAAGGCAGGAGAAAAGUGUUGAUGUAUGCGAGUGUGUUGUUAGACUGUGUAGAACA
Messenger RNA from Triplophysa rosa, 5718 nucleotides. RefSeq lists its product as uncharacterized. The coding region runs from base 1445 to 3598 and encodes 717 amino acids. NCBI's taxonomy places the organism in Eukaryota, Metazoa, Chordata, Actinopteri, Cypriniformes, Nemacheilidae. Gene Ontology annotation, molecular function: nucleic acid binding; zinc ion binding. The record is from RefSeq and is a predicted model, not a curated record. The transcript has a single exon.